AUGAUCAGAAUAAGUGGAAAUACUGUAAUCCCUAUUGUUACAUGGGCUAAUACCCCUCCUCACCAUCAAAUAACCUCCAUUUUGGUGUCAGAGGAUGCAGAAUAUGUUGCUACAGGAUCAGCUGAUGGAAAUAUUAUCAUUUGGGAUCUAGGAAAUUCCUGCAUUUGCACACCCAGAUGGAUGCUCACGGGUCACAAGUCUUUGGUUUCCAAUCUGUGCAAUGCUGGGCGGUCUCCUAUGAGUAAUAACCAGUUUUUCUUCAGUUACUCUAUAAAUGGCGAAAUGGCUGUUUGGAAUUGGUCUGAUGGAAAGUGUUUAGAAUUCAAAAUGGAUACACGCUAUCGGCACACUUAUAUUAAGUCGCAUAAAACAUGUUUUCUUGAUUAUCGUUUAUUGUUCUGUUGUGGUCAAUAUCCACAUAUUGUUGUGCUACAUGCUACAUCAUUAACUGUACUUUUCACUUUGGCGUCAAAUUCACAACCCGAUUGGAUAUCUUCAUUUGUUGUUGUUACAAAUCCGAAUCAGCGAAGUGAAAUAGUUUUAGGUCUUUCAUUCUCCAAUGUGGCUACAUUAUGGACGUUAGAUGGUGAGGAAAUACAGGGUGAAGCAAAAUAUGAACAUGAGUCAAGAUCUAUUAACUGUCCAUCAACUGUACUCCAAGUUGUUUGUUGUCCUCAAACACCACGGUGUAUUCUGUUAGUUUGCUCUACUGGUUGGCAGUUAUUCAAUGCAAUGACAUGCUCUAUAAUCUGUACUAUAUCAAAUCCUGCGAAUGAUACAUUGGUCGGUGGAGGAUUUAUUACAUCCAAUGUGAUUAGUGUAUUUGGCCGAUCGGGAUUUGCUUAUCUAUACUGUUUACCAAAAAGUCUUAUUGUUCAAUCAGGUGAAUCCGUGUGCUCAGAUGUCCCAGUACAUAUAGCCACCUUAUCUCCUCAUCAUGCUAAUAACAUUCAUAAUAAUAAUAACAACAGAAGCAGCAAUGGCGAAGAAACCGUCGAUCGGAAUCCAACUAAUACUGUACAGAAUUUUAGUUGUUUCACUCCAGCAUUUAUUCAUCCUAGUGAUGACUUCCAGUAUAUGAUAGCAGGGACUAUUCAUGGCCAGCUGUUAGCAUGGCGUAUACAACUUGAUGCCUAUCUGUCCAAUAUUGAUCAUCAAAUCGGAUCAAAUGAGGUAUCUUCUAGAAGAAGCAUUUCAACUAUUCCACCGUGGAUGUCUAGUGAUCUUCACAGUGUAUGGAAACGAUAUACACCACCCGAUAUAGCAACGUUUUUGACAAGUUCUAUUACAGGUCCUAAAUACCAUACCAAUCUCAUGAAUAAUCCCACAUUGUCAUCAUCAUCACCAGCAUCAUUAUUACCACCUGAUUCGUCCACUCAGAUGACACCAUCACCGGCAUUGCCUGAUACCAGUGAAGAGAAAAUCUCUGUAACUGUAUGCAUUCAGCUGACACAGAUAAUCUGUCAUCAUCGUCUCCCCGAUCGUAGACCGACAAUUCAUCCAUAUCGAUUAGCUUUCGGUUUAUCGAAUGGACGUAUUAUUAUUGUACGUAUGGUUGAUUUUUUAAAAACACUGUAUUGGGAAAAAAGUCAUACAACAGAUGAAAAUAAUAAGCCUUCAUGCGAAGAAUCACCAUUGCUGUUGUUGAAUCAACAUAAUCGAUUAUUGUCUAAGUUUUGCUUGACAGGUCAUAUCGGUCCAGUGACAAGUUUAUUGCAUCCAGCUAGUUAUGAACGGCAGUUCUAUGCGAAUUCGGGGAAUAUGAAUGAAAAUACUAUGCCUACUACUACUAGUAAUGACGUCGGUAAUUCUUCUACUACUUCUACUUCUACUACUAAUAAUGUUAAUAGUAGUAUUAUGAAUUCUACUACAAAUUAUCAUUUUAAUCCUGAUCAUUUAUUAUCCGGUGGAGUGGAUUGUACCGUUCGUCUAUGGGAUUUAAAUCCAUGGCAUGAAUCUAUGAAUAGUAGAAAGUUUUCAAGCAGUAAUAACAGCUACAAUGCUAAUAAUAGUAAUAAUACUAAUGCUAGUCGUAGUAACAAAUCUUUGUGUUUAGCUGUUUAUCGAUGUCAUGCAUCACCGUGUAUUGGUUUAACAAUUGCUCCGCCUAUAACAUCUGUAAUUAAUAUGGUCGCUGGGAAUCCAAGACUAUCGGCGUGCAUCUGUUCAUUCAGUUUAGAUGGUUCUGUUUGGCUGAUUAAUUUAAAAGAACAACGGCCUAUAUUAUAUGCACGAAAUACAAGUAGUGUAGCUCUAUGUCCAGUUGUAGCUAUUGGUUGGAGAGUUGCUGAGGAUCUUUUAUUUAUUGCUUAUUUAGACGGUAGUGUAACAAUUUGGGAUAUAACAAUGGGAUGUUUAGAACGUACGGAAACAGACCAAUCAGCUAGAGAUCUAUUUGAACAAGCUCAAUUCAUUACAGAAGUCUAUCAUCCAUCAAGGUAUUUAGCAUUUUCAUUUUCAACUCUCCCAUCAGUAACAAUAUCCACGUAUAAAUCUCGUUCGUUAGCUUGUCUACCUAGUCAUAAUUCAAUAUAUACAUCACUUGCUGUACCAUUCUGUGGUGGUGUAAACUCAGCCUAUUCAUCUGGUUGUGUUGCAUUUACUGCGCCAAGCCGCUUAAAAUAUUCUAGUAUAGAUAAUAUACACAAGUUAUGCAUGAAUUGUUUACCACCUAUACAAUUGCAUUUAAUUGGAUCAACUCACAACGGUGAUGAUGAUGGCUGUACAACAUCGGAGAAAAGGUUGCUGAACAGUGGUCCAGCUGCAUUUGUUUUUCAUUGGGAUAUUGAAUCACUUAUAGUUGAAAUUCUAUCUCAGAAUAAUGCCGUUCUAAAGGACAACGAUGAAUCGGUAAAUCAUAACAGUGCACCGUCAUCAUCGGCAUCAUCAUCAUCAUCAGCAGCCUCAUUAUAUCAUGAUGACAUAUUUACAAUUGAUGUAACUCAAGCUAAUUUCAUCCAGCUUAUUCUAUCAUUAAUUCAUCCAUGGGGUAUAGAUUCUUCAGUUGAUAAAAUUGUUGAAAAACUCUGUAAUAAUCAGUUUAUAAAAAUGAUGCCGGAAUUGAAUUCAUCCAGUGUUCAUCAUUAUCAGUCACCGCUGUUACAUAUACAAGAAUCUUUAUGUAUUGGUUUAAUAUCAAAAUGUGGUUGUAUGAGUUUAAGUAUGCCGGGUUGUAUAGCAAGUAAAUCUCAACAUCUCAAGUCGAAAUCAAUUUCUAGCAUACCAAAUGCAUAUUGUCUUUCUUCAAUCAUUUCGACGAAUCUACUCCUCUGUGGUGUUACACUAACCGAGUUAAUGACAUCAUUGAAUUACAAAUAUCUUCAACGCUUAUCACAUACUAUAUGCUUAACAACAACAUCACCAUCAUCGUCAGGAUCUUUGAUAUCGCCAACCUCGACAUCACUACUGCCGUCGUUUUUGUCCUCCUCCUCAUCUUUACCUAACGGUGGGAAUUUACCUAAAACUCUUCAUAAUGAUUGGCGUAAAAAUUGGCUACAGUUUUGUGCAUUCCUAUUAGAUCAUUUUAUUAAUUUAAUAUUAUCUAAUCGCUCUGUAAUCAAUAACACUGAGAGUACAUCUCAUGGUGAAAAUGCUUUACCUUCAAUUGAUUUAAAUUUAUUUAUACGUAAAUGGCAAGAUCGUUGUCUACCGAUACGGUAUGCUGCUCGUACACUGUUGCUUACAUGCUUGGAUCGACUGUCAUCAGAGGAUCGUAAACUGUUAGUUGCAUAUUGGUCAGCUUUACUUCCACCGUUUUCGCUUACUACUACUAAAGACUAUCCACAACAGCAGCAGCAGCAGCAACAACAACAACAACCUCUGCCUUCACGCCAGAUGAUUCAUCAACAAGUUUCACUGGAUCGUACAAAUAUUAAUAGCAAUAAUACUGUUGGCUAUAUUACAGACAUACUGGCCAAUCAUACAGAAUUAAAGUCUACAACAACAACACGUAAACAAAGUUUACCACAGGUGAUGAACGGACUAAUCAAUACAGAACCAAAUCAUUUUCCCGCCGCGCCAAAUGGUGAUAUGAAAAAACAAAUUAAUAGUAGUAAUAAUAAUGGUAUUGUUGAUGAAUUGAAUCAGUUACCAGUGGAUAAUUCUACUCUGCUGUCAAUUGGUAGACAAUCUAGUGUUAAUAAAUCAGCAGCAUCAUCAGCGCCAAUUCAAUUAGAUACUUUACCGGCAAUGACUGAAUCAGUCAGUAUGACUAGCCUGAAUUCUAAUCUUAAUCUGUCUCUUGUAUUGGAUAGUUCCUGGUGGAUGACAUUGAAUGGCUAUCGGGUAUCACCUAGAGAAAAUGCACGUCUACAGAGAGAUAUACAAAGAUGUCAGGCGAUGGCAAUUGUUUUAAUGGGAGUGAUUGGUAUGCGUUUCGGGUCAAGUGGUAAUAGUACUCGUAACACGGAUAAUAGCAGUAACAACAAUGAUGAUAACAAUAAUAGACAAUAUCAUCCUGCAGUUGUUGCACGUGAUUUAAUCACUUCCCCAUUAAUUCCAAAUCAUCAAGAUAAAACGACUGAAAUGAUGGCGGAUAAUUUAAAUUAUGGACUAACGCUUCCACGUUUUACGUCGUCGUCGUCGCUGUCGGCGUCAUCAUCAUUGAAUGCAUCUUGUUUAUCCUUAGAAAACUUUACAGAGUCGUCUACCACUACUGCUACUACGCAUCAACAAUCGUAUGAAAUACAAGAUGGUUUUGGAUUAGAUAAUUAUUAUUUAGCUAGAUCUACAUGUCAGUGUUUAACAGCUUUACUGUUCAAUGGUGGUUAUCCAACACUACUGCCUACAGAUGGUAGUUAUCCUGAAGUGAAUUGGCGAAAGUUGAAUGAACAGAUUGUUGGCAGUCAUGUUGAACCAUUGCCUGUGUAUGCUGCAAACGCCUUGAUUACAUUGUUAACAUCAAAUGUGAAUAGUACACUAAGACGGGCUGCAAUUGAUUUAUUAGGUCGAGGAUUUCCUGUUUGGGAACCGUAUGUUGAUGUUGGUCAAGUGAUUAAUGCUCUGCUACUGCUAGCUGCUGAUGCAGAAUUAUUAAUGUCAAGUGAUGCAUCACGUCUACUUCUCUCUGAUCGAGUCGAUCUAGCGCGUACAGCACGUGAAGCUUUAUGGGCGAUUGCAUUCGCUCGACCAAAAGUAAUUACUUUGGCUUUAUCCCUUGAAGUACGACGUUAUGGUGCACAGAUUUAUGCAGCCGCGUCGGCAUCAUCAUCAACAUCAUCGUCUAGCAUCAAUCGAGUGUCAGUUCCAUCUCAAUCAAAUUUAACCAAUCAAAUGUGGAAUAGAUCAAAUUCACUUUCACGGGAUCUUGAUCACUUGGCGAAUAAUAAUACUACACGUCGUGAUUCAGUGACUGCUGGAAAUGAAUUACACUCAUCAUCACUGUCAUCAUCAAAUAUGGUAGUGAUGAUGUCUGGUCCAACAGUUGCUACGCCUGUGUUUUCUCCUAAUAAUGCUGUUAAUCGUACAACUACUGGACAUGGAGGUGGAGAUAUGUCAGCUAUGCAUAAUUCAAAUUGUCCACCAAUGUUUAAAGCUCGUGAAGAAGUGUUACGUUUAUUUGAACAAUUGUGUAUUCGUCGACCAUCUGAUAUUAAAGAUGUUCUACCUGAAGUUGUUGAAGUUAUUCUAGCCUGCUCUGAUCGUACACGUCUGAAAGAACGUGGAUUAGACUAUGUAUUCCCAGCGUUGACACCAUUCCAUUCAUAUUCUAGUCAUACACGUUUACAGAAAGUGUGUACAGGUGGUGUGAAUGGUUCGUUAACAUUUUAUGACUUCAAAAUUGGACGUUAUUUUGUGACUAUGGCUCACAAAGGUCCUGUAACUGCUGUCUGCUUUCAUUCGGAUGGUCGACAAGUGGCCACAUAUUCAUUAACUGAAAGCACAUUGCGUAUAUGGCAGCUUCAUACUACAGGAUUUUUUGGCAUGGGUGGACAACAAGUGAAAGCCUUAUCUCUUCAUCCUGUUCCACCGUUAGUUCCUCCUCCGCCGCCUACCCCGAAGUUAUCCACAGCAUCAUCACACAAAGAAUCUGUUGAUAAUCAACAGCAGCAACAACAGCAUCAAAGCUCAUCUACCUUAGAUCGUUUACAAGUAUGGAUUGAUUGGCCAGAAUCUCGUGUAUUGCAUUUGAUUACAAAUACUGGAAUUAAACGACGUGUUGCAUUAUAA
Trichobilharzia szidati is the source of this 6168-nucleotide messenger RNA. NCBI's taxonomy places the organism in Eukaryota, Metazoa, Platyhelminthes, Trematoda, Strigeidida, Schistosomatidae. The record is from the annotation of a GenBank genome assembly.